Messenger RNA from Cotesia glomerata, 1720 nucleotides. Its product is annotated as interferon-inducible double-stranded RNA-dependent protein kinase activator A homolog. The transcript has 7 exons. Bases 210 to 1442 code for a protein of 410 amino acids. The record is from RefSeq and is a predicted model, not a curated record. Lineage: Eukaryota; Metazoa; Arthropoda; Insecta; Hymenoptera; Braconidae.
AUAUAGCGUGACGUAGCAUAUGAAAAGCUCCAGAACCAGCGAAAGGAUUCCCGAGUAGGAAAGAACAAAAUCCAAUUUUUCUGUCGUCAAACGGAUCAAGCUUUUUGUGAGAUUUGGAUCAAUCACAAAAAGCAGGAUUCGCUUUUCGUAUAGGAAUUGGCUCACGGGAAAUAAAUCAACUGUUCAUUAUUUACAAUAACAAUCGAAAAAUGGAAGACAUGCGACAUGGUCAGCAAGUUGGUAACGUGGUGAUUGGAGUUGCUGGUGGUCCAGUUGGUCCAGGUAAUGUUGGUGGUGGGGGUGUUGGUGGUGGUGGUGGUGGUGUUGGACCUGUAUUAAAUCAUUCAUCAAAUAAUUCUCAUCGUCGUGGUAGAGCAAGAGUUACCAUGCAUGCAUUGAUGUCUGAAGCUUUGCCCUUGUACGAAGCAGCAAGAUUAGAAAUGAAAUCAUUACCAUCCAAGACACCAGUGUCUGUACUUCAAGAAUUGUUAUCACGACGUGGUACAACUCCAAAAUACGAGCUGGUACAGAUAGAAGGAGCUGUUCAUGAACCGACAUUUCGUUAUCGGGUAACCGUUGCUGAUGUCGUUGAUCCAAUUGUUUCAGCUAUGGGGACCGGCAGGUCCAAAAAAGAUGCUAAACACGCCGCGGCUAAAGCUGUAUUAGAUAAACUAAUUGGGGUUAAUUCAGGUGAUGCCGCUGCUGAUCCGCAAAUUAAUAACAUUAACGACUUGCAAAGUGCGCAACCAGAUGCAGAGGGUAAUUAUGGAGAAGAAAAAGUUAUCAACAAUCCAAUCGGAUCACUCCAAGAAAUGUGUAUGUCACGUCACUGGCCACCACCGAAAUACACAAUGGAAGGUGAAACAGGCCUUCCUCACGAGCGUCAGUUUACAAUCGUCUGUGCUAUGCUAAAAUACCGACAAGUUGGCCAGGGUAAAAGUAAGAAACUUGCAAAACGUCAAGCUGCUCACAAAAUGUGGCAGGCCUUGCGUGAUACAACUGAUCCAGUAGCCAACCCUGGAGGUGGUCUUGAUGAAGAUGAGAUUGUCGAGAGGAAUAUUAACUUGGCUGCACGCUAUACAACACUAAAAGAUAGCAAAAUUUCUACACUCACCACUCCUCACAGUCAUAAAGUUUCGCAAUUUCACAAGAACCUCAAGUCUUCCACCGGAGUUAAAUUAUCAGAGUUACAGAAUACAUGUCUGAAUGAUGGAGUAAUUAAUUUGGUUCAAUUCUUGCAAGAAAUAGCAUCUGAACAAUUAUUUGAAGUAACUUAUGUUGAUAUUGAAGAAAAAUCAAUCAGUGGUAAAUGCCAGUGCCUUGUGCAAUUAUCAACUUUGCCAGUCGCAGUAUGUUAUGGUAGCGGUAUUACCAGCAAAGAUGCUCAAGCAGCAGCAGCACAGAAUGCCCUUGAGUACCUUAAGAUAAUGACAAAAAAGUGAGCCAGCGUAAUAUAAGUGAUAAAAUAUAACAAUAAAUUUAUUUAAAUAAAAAUAAACUACAUAAUUGUAUCCUGAAACUCCAGCUGCUCUUUAUUUACGGUCGUAAGGAAGCGAUAUUAAAUAGCUUUUUAAUUGGAGUUGAAAUACUUAUAAUAUUUAUUAAUUAAUCUGAAUAGUAAUAUCUGAAAAUUUUUCUUUAUUAUAGAAUUGCAAGUAUACAAUUCAUAUAGAUCAUGUAGUUAAAUAUUAUUGAUAUUACUUGGUGUAAAAACUUGAAU